Molecule: messenger RNA, 281 nt
Organism: Harpegnathos saltator (Jerdon's jumping ant)
Lineage: Eukaryota; Metazoa; Arthropoda; Insecta; Hymenoptera; Formicidae
Product: histone-lysine N-methyltransferase E(z)-like
Exons: 3
Coding region: 18-281 (87 amino acids)
Biological process (GO): heterochromatin formation
Cellular component (GO): ESC/E(Z) complex; nucleus
Molecular function (GO): protein binding; chromatin binding; histone H3K27 methyltransferase activity
Source: RefSeq, a predicted model, not a curated record
AAGUAUAUGAUAAAUAUAUGUGUAGUUUCCUUUUUAAUCUUAACAAUGUUUCAGAUUUUGUUAUAGACGCGACACGGAAAAGGAAUAAAAUAAAGUUCGCUAAUUACUCGAUAAAUCCAAAUUGUUAUGCAAAAGUGAUGAUGGUGAACGGUGAUCAUGGAAUAGGUAUUUUUGCUAAGAGAGCGAUUCAACCUGGUGAAGAAUUAUUUUUUGACUAUAGAUAUGGACCAACGGAACAAUUAAAAUUCGUCGGUAUGGAGCGAGGAAUGGAGUUUCCUUAA